UUGGAAGCUGUGGGUAGUUACUUUAACGAUUAACGUGGACCAAUCAACAACUCAUCACCUGCAAAUUAUGGAUUAUUGUUGAUGAGAACUUUAAUUAUGGGUGCCUUAACUUAUAUUCUGGUAACUUGUUUGCUUUUACAACAUACAGAAGUCUUGGCACUACCAAUUUGGAAUCUUGUUCACGACGUAAUACAAUGGAACCUGGUUGGCAUACCAAUAAUUCAUCAGAAAACAAAUUGGAAUUUCGAUCCAAGACUUGGAGAAUAUAGACGAGGAAAAUAUGUCCAAGAAAAUGGAGACUUAGGAAAGGACCUAAUUAAACGAUUAGGCCAGGGAGUUGAUGUCACACCUCCCAUUCGUCUUUCCAAACAAUCCUAUUGAUUAUUUCGUUACUUAUUAAUUAAUUAUAUUUUUUGUUUUAACUAUAAAAAUAAUUCUUUCAUACCACGAAAAAUUAUAUCUGCUUAAAAUGGCAAAUAUUGUAUAAUAGUCGAUAAUUUGAAUAAAAAUGUGUAGGUUGAAAUUUAUUUUCCCUGACAAUCCCAGAUA
Molecule: messenger RNA, 549 nt
Organism: Belonocnema kinseyi
Lineage: Eukaryota; Metazoa; Arthropoda; Insecta; Hymenoptera; Cynipidae
Exons: 3
Coding region: 82-381 (99 amino acids)
Source: RefSeq, a predicted model, not a curated record